This is a messenger RNA of Helianthus annuus (common sunflower), 444 nucleotides long. RefSeq lists its product as uncharacterized. The coding region runs from base 1 to 444 and encodes 147 amino acids. Lineage: Eukaryota; Viridiplantae; Streptophyta; Magnoliopsida; Asterales; Asteraceae. The record is from RefSeq and is a predicted model, not a curated record. The transcript has a single exon.
AUGAACAGAAUCCCGACUAAAGACGCUUUGGUAAGAAGGAACAUCUCGGUUGAGUCGGAUUUGUGCGUAUUCUGUCACGAAGAUUUGGAAUCUGUUGAUCACCUUUUUACGGCUUGUGUCACGGCUCAUCGGGUGUGGUGUCGGUUCAGCGAGUGGGUGAAAAUCCCUCCAAUUUUCGCCUUCUCAUUGACUGACCUUACUGAUUUGCAUAAAGGUAUUAAUGGGGACAAAAAAACAAAGGAGAUUGUUCAAGGCCUGAUCACGGUUACAUGUUGGUGCCUUUGGAAAGCGAGAAACGCGAAGAUUUUUUCGGAUGGGAGCGGUAAUGUGGACGAGAUCUUUGGGGAGGUUAAAUCCCUUAGUUUUCUUUGGCUUAAAAGUAGGUCCUCGUUUAGUAAUCUAAGUUGGAGAGAGUGGUAUAGUUUUCCUUUGUACAUGAUGUAA